CGGAGGCGGGCGGAGGGAGGCGGCGGCGCGCGGAGACGCAGCAGCUGCAGCAUGUCGGCCGGCGGAGCACCAGUUCCGCCGCCUCCGAAUCCUGCCAUGUCCUUCCCCGCGCCGCGGGUCACCCUGCCCGCCGGCCCCGACAUCCUGCGGACCUACUCGGGCGCCUUCGUGUGCCUGGAGAUUGUGUUCGGAGGACUCGUGUGGAUCCUAGUCGCCUCCUCCAAUGUUCCUCUACCUCUGUUGCAAGGAUGGGUCAUGUUUGUGUCUGUGACAGCUUUCGUCUGUUCCCUUCUCUUCCUGGGCGUUUUCCUCUCUGGCGUGGUGACUCAGAUUAAUGCCAAUUGGAAUUUCCUGGACUUCGCUUACCAUUUCACAGUCUUUGUCUUCUACUUUGGAGCCUUUUUGCUGGAGGCAGCCACCACGUCGCUGCACGACCUACGCUGCAAUAGAACCAUGACUGUGGAGCCACUCCUGAAGGAUAACCAGUAUAACAUAAACGUGGCCGCCACAAUUUUUGCCUUUGUGACGACAGCUUGUUAUGGUUGCAGUUUGGGUCUGGCUUUACGAAGAUGGCGACCGUAACACUCCUUAAAGACUAACUGCUUGUGUGUUUCAUUUGUGUACUUUUUAUGUCUUGAUCAAUUUGGGUACCAUUUUGUUCAGAUAUAACAAUAUCCCCAAAGUAAUUUGUUUGGUAUAUAGAGAGAAUCUAAGUAUAAGUUUGGUUUAUUUCAUAGAUGGAAAUUUUAUUAUGAUGUUAAACAGAGAAAUGACCUUUAGUUUUACACUUAUCUGUCUCUUUUUUUUUUCUCAUUUUAAAGAAAAUUUCCUUUUACAUCCAUAAAAUACAUAGACAUCAUUCAUGAAAAAGGGGUAUCUCUUGUAUUUAGUUGCCAAAUCACCUGAACCUUAAUUUUAAUAGGUAACUAAAACUAUUUAAACACAUUUAAAAUAAGAUUCCCACUGAACUCUGUGUUUUAGUGUAAAAUGGAGAUCAGCAUUCUUUUUCUCUAAAGGUACUUGGCCUGUGGGCUACAGGCUAUCGUUUGCUGACCUCUGGUUUAAAACCUUGGUUAUGGGUUUUGUGUUUUAUUGAGCUGAUCCUCAAAGGUCUAAAGUGAAUUCGACAAGCCACAUAAUAUUUAGUCUCAUUCAAUAAUCACGUUGCCUUUGGGUUAAUGAUCAAACAUUUACCCUUGAAGCAGCUAUAGCAUCUCAAGCUAAUUCAAGUAGAGUCAUGAGUACAAGAAAAAGUAAUUUAUGAAGUGAACCCUAGUGGCUUAAUCCACCUAAGUGUUUUCCUAACAACUGAGCAAAAUGUUUACCUGGCAUUCUUAAAACGAGAGCCCCAGAGACCCCUAAGCCACUCCUGAAAUGGGUAUAUAGUGCCUGAUGUUUUACUUUGGGUUUAUUUAUGCUUCAAAUAGCAGCUGUUUGUCCUGUGCAUGAAUAGAUGAGUAUUUUUAUGUGGAUAUCUGAGGCUUUACCCAGUAGAGCUCUCCAAAGGGUAAACUUUUUACUUCUAAUUCUUUCACAUGACUCUAAGUUAACUUCAAACAGAACAUGAGAUGUAACUUAAAGUUGUAGAUUCUCAUCUAGAGAAUAGUCCUAUGUUGUUUUGCACUGGUGAGAAAUACAUAGAAUCAGUUUUCAAGCAACAGUGGUCACAAAAGCUAUCUCUGGCUGAAUAGCACAGAAAAGUAUUUUAGCCCACCUCGGAGACCCUGGUCAUGGCAAAGUGCCAAAAUGGCUUGAGAACAAGUUAGAGUUAGGCCCCAGCUCACACCACCUGUCCAAAUGAGAUACUUAUCUCUUGCCCAAGAGGGCUACCUCUGGAAAAAGAGGGCUUUUGAUUAUUUUAUACUUUUAGCCCUUUGUAUUUUGGUUGAAUCAUCCCCUACAAGUGCCAUGUAUAAGUUGAGCAAUUGGAUUUCAUGGAACAUGGAACAAUCCUGAAUAAGCAGCAUAAUCAAUGCUCACUGAUCAAAUGCUGUUUAUGUAAUAAUCCCUUAGGAAGAAGAAUCUUAUUAGGGUUUGGUUUAUGAUGUAACUGUAAAGAUAAAAGGUAUAUUUAAUAUGUGGCAAGAGGAAACCAGUCUUAUGACUUUAUCAUAGCAUUUCUAUAAAAAUCCAACUUCCUUGGUUUUUCCAGUUCCAUACCACACACUUAAACCUGUAUUAUAAAUGGUCUAUUGCAAAGUCAUAAAUGUGCCAUAAGGAUAUAUCAUCGAUUCCGGCUGGAAUUGUUAAAAGUCUGCUAGAUUUAGUCGUGAGAUUAUAUUUUUAUUUCCAUGGUAUAACAGGUCCAUGCUGCUUGGUGGCAUUAAAUUAAAUGAUUUCAUGAAACUGCCUUGGUGGCACUUUUAUAAAUGGAUUGCUUCUCGAUCAUAAAGAACCAAGCCUAGAAGUCAUUUAACUGUGAAUAUUUAGAAUUGUAGAUUAAUCAUGAUCUAGAUUUGGGAGUUGACUGGCAAAGCACUGAACAAAAAUUAUAGCAUUUGAGUAUUUCUUUGUAUACCUUAGCUGUAAAAAUGAGAAAGUGUUGGUUGGUCUUAAAAUCUGGUAACUCCAUGAUGAAAAUAAAUUUAUUUUAUAAGUGUUAUGACUCUAAUAAAGUAUUCAUUUGAUAAUC
Messenger RNA from Capra hircus (goat), 2632 nucleotides. It is a transcript of the gene MAL2, whose product is annotated as mal, T-cell differentiation protein 2. Gene Ontology annotation, biological process: myelination. Gene Ontology annotation, cellular component: membrane. Lineage: Eukaryota; Metazoa; Chordata; Mammalia; Artiodactyla; Bovidae. Gene Ontology annotation, molecular function: structural constituent of myelin sheath. The record is from RefSeq and is a predicted model, not a curated record.